Molecule: messenger RNA, 972 nt
Organism: Syngnathus acus (greater pipefish)
Lineage: Eukaryota; Metazoa; Chordata; Actinopteri; Syngnathiformes; Syngnathidae
Gene: hoxb13a
Product: homeobox B13a
Exons: 2
Coding region: 1-972 (323 amino acids)
Biological process (GO): regulation of transcription by RNA polymerase II
Molecular function (GO): DNA-binding transcription factor activity, RNA polymerase II-specific; RNA polymerase II cis-regulatory region sequence-specific DNA binding
Source: RefSeq, a predicted model, not a curated record
AUGACAGGCUGUUUGAUGCUAAACCCUCGCUGGUCAGCGGAAACGGUAAUGUUUGUUUAUGACAAUAAUCUGGACGAGUUUAACAAGAACAUGGAAGGGCUGGUGAGUAGCGGGAACUUUGCCACCGCCAAUGCAGUCAACCAGUGUCGCAACUUAAUGGCUCAUUCGGCAGCCGCGGCUGCACUAGGCGGCCAUCCUUCGGGGUUAAUGCAUUCUUCAGCGGGUUACUCCACCAUGGACGUCUCGAUGUCAGUCCCCGGUGAUGCAUCUGUAUCGUCGGUGAAAACGUGCGCGGCGGGACCGUGUCCAGCAGCGAGCGUUCCACACCAGAGCACUUCUGCAGCUCCUGCUUUACCUUACGGCUACUUUGGUAGCGGCUACUAUCCGUGUAGGAUGGGGCGUGGUCCUGUCAAAUCGUGCACGCAGGCUGCUGGAGCCGCGCUCAGCUCUCAAUACAUGGACACCACCGUGAACUCCGAUGAAUACCCGAACCACAGGCCAAAGGAGUUCGCCUUUUACCAUGGCUACCCAAGUCCAUACCAGUCCAUGGCAAGCUACCUGGACGUGUCCGUGGUCCAAACGCUGGGUACUGGUGAGCCGCGCCAUGAGACCCUCCUCCCCAUGGACAGCUACCAGCCAUGGGCUCUCACCAACGGUUGGGGGGGACAGAUGUACUGUUCCAAAGACCAGGGACAGGGACAUCUCUGGAAGUCCGCUUUGGCUGAUGUGGUUGCCCACCAGCAAGAAUGUUCCCCUUUUCGCCGAGGCAGAAAGAAGCGGAUACCUUACACAAAGGUGCAGCUUAAAGAGCUAGAGAAAGAAUAUGCUGCCAACAAAUUCAUCACAAAGGACAAGAGGAGGAAGAUUUCAGCCGCAACUAAUCUUUCGGAGAGGCAGAUCACCAUCUGGUUCCAGAACAGGAGGGUAAAGGAGAAGAAGUUUGUGACUAAAGUGAAAAGCUCCACGCCUUAG